Telopea speciosissima is the source of this 1272-nucleotide messenger RNA. RefSeq names its product disease resistance protein RUN1-like. The record is from RefSeq and is a predicted model, not a curated record. The coding region runs from base 1 to 1272 and encodes 423 amino acids. The transcript has 3 exons. Lineage: Eukaryota; Viridiplantae; Streptophyta; Magnoliopsida; Proteales; Proteaceae. Gene Ontology annotation, biological process: defense response.
AUGUGGGAAGCUUGUGGCUUUGAACCGAGAUACCGUUUAGAAGUUCUCAAGAGAAAAUACCUUUUAAAGAUUAGUGAGAAGAAUGCGGGUUUAGGUCUGUUGAUGAAAAAAUCAAAAUUCUUGUCAAUGCACGAUCAGAUUCGUGACAUGGGAAGGAGAAUUGCUGACAACCAAAGCCCUACGGAACCUGGUAAACAUAGCAGGUUAUGGCCUCGUGACAAUAUCAUGAAGGUAUUACAUGGUAGUAAGGGGAAUGAAAUUGUUGGAGAUCUCCCCCUUUGGUUUGGCCACAUUGUUUUAAAUAUUAAAAGUUUUGAGAAUAUGUCCAAUCUAAGAUUACUAGAAGUUGAUGGAGCAGUCUUGCUGGGGAAAUUUCAGUAUCUUCCUUCUAUGUUAAGAUGGCUGAGUUGGUGUUAUUGUCCAUUGGAAAAACUAUCUGCUGAUUUUUAUCACGACAAAAUAGUUAUGCUCGACUUAAGUUUUGGCAUCUUUAAACUUGAUUCAAAUAACUGGCUUGAAAAUAAGAUGUUUCAACAAUUGAAAAUUCUUAAACUCAGUUCUUGUUGGAAGCUGUUUGAAUCUCCUGACUUCUCAGGAUUUCCUCUGUUAGAGAGGUUGUAUCUUAAUUGUUGCCCUUUUUUGGUUAAUAUUCAUGAAUCCAUUGGGCAGCUCCAGCAGCUCGUUUACUUGAACUUGGACUCUUGCAUUGAUCUUAAGAAACUCCCAAACAGUAUAAGUAGGUUGAGUUCUCUCCAGAAGCUUAUUCUCAGUAAGUGCAGCUCACUUAAAGAGUUGCCCGAGUCCAUUGGUGAUCUAAAAGAAUCUUUGGUUGAGCUUUUCUUGGACCGUACAAGAAUGAAAGCACUUCCUGCUAGUGUUGGACUGUUAAAGAAGAUGGAGGUCUUGGAUCUUUUAUACUGCAAAAGUCUAGUGGAUCUGCCAAAGUCAUUGGAAAAUAUGUCAUCUUUGCGAUGCAUUAUCCUGUGGGGAAAUGCCAAGCUUCGAUACAUACCCAAGCUGCCCUGUGCUUUAAUUGAACUUCGUCUUUGCAAUACAUUGGUAAGAUCAAAAGACGUGCAUGAAAUGAAUCAGUUGGAGUUAUUGUGCCUUAAAAAAUUUUCUGCAAAGGAGGAGCAGUUUACAAGAAGCAUUGUGAGGACAAGUUUCGAUGGAUUGGUGCAGUCUGGAUUGGAAUUUAUCUGUGUUCAUUAUUCGCGGCUGAUGCAUGGCCUGGUGAGGUCCUUUAUCUUCUGUUAUAUCUACCUACCUUAA